UUAACAACUAAAACCCUACAUGAUGCCCCUUCAUUUGUUUUUAGAUAACCUCAGCUGUCAUUGCUCUCUUUCUCUCUGCGCCUCUCUUUGUUGAGUUUUCUUCGAUGUCGGCGGCUACCUCAUCGUUCGCCCCAGCAGCAGCUAUAUCAGCCCCUUCAUCGUCGAUCUCCAAGGCCCUAAUCCCCGUUUCCAAGCCCUUCUGUCUAGGCUUCGCCACCUCCUUUUCUAAGGGCCUCAAAGCUCUCAGAGCCACCUCUGGUGUUACCGGCUCCACUGGGUCCUCUCUCGGCGCUAAAAUGGUGUCUGUUCCAGCCAUCAAGGCCCCCACUUUGCUUGAUUUCGACACUAAGGUGUUCAACAAGGAGAAAGUCAACCUUGCUGGCCAUGACGAGUAUAUUGUGAGAGGAGGAAGAGAUUUGUUCCCUUUGUUGCCUGAAGCGUUCAAGGGAAUUAAGCAGAUUGGUGUUAUUGGCUGGGGUUCACAGGGACCUGCUCAAGCUCAGAAUUUAAGGGAUUCUCUUGUUGAAGCAAAAUCUGAUAUUGUUGUCAAGAUUGGACUCAGAAAGGGCUCCCGUUCUUUUGCUGAAGCUCGCGCAGCUGGUUUUACUGAAGAAAGUGGCACUCUAGGCGAUAUUUAUGAAACUGUCUCCGGCAGUGAUCUUGUGUUGCUACUAAUUUCUGAUUCUGCACAGGCUGACAAUUAUCUGAAAAUAUUCUCCCACAUGAAACCAAACAGCAUACUUGGGCUUUCCCAUGGGUUUCUUCUUGGCCAUUUGCAAUCGGAAGGACUUGACUUCCCCAAAAACAUGAGUGUGAUUGCUGUCUGUCCAAAGGGAAUGGGUCCUUCCGUAAGGAGACUUUAUGUCCAAGGCAAAGAAAUAAAUGGUGCAGGGAUUAAUUCCAGUUUUGCAGUCCACCGGGAUGUUGAUGGUAGAGCCACAGAUGUUGCCCUUGGAUGGUCAGUUGCUCUUGGUUCUCCUUUCACAUUUGCCACUACUCUAGAGCAGGAAUAUAAAAGUGACAUCUUUGGGGAGCGUGGCAUUUUACUUGGUGCUGUCCAUGGAAUUGUGGAGUCCUUGUUUAGAAGGUACACGGAAAAUGGAAUGAGUGAAGAUCUGGCUUACAAGAACACUGUUGAGUGCAUCACAGGGAUAAUAUCAAAGACCAUCUCAACCAAGGGUAUGUUGGCUGUAUACAAUUCCUUGUCUGAAGAGGACAAAAGGGUAUUUGAGACUGCAUAUAGUGCUUCAUAUUACCCUUGCAUGGACAUCUUGUAUGAAUGCUAUGAAGAUGUGGCCAGCGGUAGUGAGAUCCGGAGUGUUGUCUUGGCUGGGCGUCGCUUUUAUGAAAAGGAUGGUCUACCAGCUUUCCCAAUGGGUAAAAUUGAUCAGACCCGGAUGUGGAAAGUUGGUGAACGUGUCCGAUCAGCACGGCCUGCAGGAGACCUAGGUCCAUUAUAUCCUUUCACUGCUGGUGUUUAUGUGGCAUUAAUGAUGGCCCAGAUUGAGAUAUUGAGGAAGAAAGGUCACUCAUACUCUGAGAUCAUUAAUGAAAGUGUGAUUGAGUCAGUUGAUUCCUUGAAUCCCUUUAUGCAUGCUCGUGGAGUUUCCUUCAUGGUUGAUAAUUGUUCAACAACAGCGAGGUUGGGAUCUAGGAAAUGGGCUCCACGUUUUGAUUACAUCCUUACUCAGCAGGCCUUGGUUGCAGUGGACAGUGGUGUACCCAUAAACCAGGAUCUAAUUAGCAACUUCCUGUCGGAUCCAGUGCAUGGAGCCAUUGGAGUAUGCGCCCAACUGAGACCUACCGUUGACAUUUCAGUGCCUGCAGAUGCAGACUUUGUGCGACCCGAGUUACGUGCAUCUGGCAAUUAAAGGCUUUAAAAAUCUGUACCCUGAGAUGUCCAGCAAUGCCUUUUGAGAUGGUUUGAGCGUGAAGACUUAAAAUUUAGGGGUGCUGUAGUUUUUUCAUUCUAGUCUUCUUGGUUGAACUAUUCGAUGUAUUUGCAGAGCCACUAUAUGUUCCUAUUUGACUGGUGAGGAAAUAAAGGCGUGGCAAUGUGAGUACUUCUUGUA
Messenger RNA from Quercus robur (English oak), 2072 nucleotides. RefSeq names its product ketol-acid reductoisomerase, chloroplastic. Gene Ontology annotation, cellular component: mitochondrion; chloroplast. The record is from RefSeq and is a predicted model, not a curated record. NCBI's taxonomy places the organism in Eukaryota, Viridiplantae, Streptophyta, Magnoliopsida, Fagales, Fagaceae. Gene Ontology annotation, molecular function: ketol-acid reductoisomerase activity. The transcript has 10 exons. Gene Ontology annotation, biological process: L-valine biosynthetic process. Bases 105 to 1871 code for a protein of 588 amino acids.